Molecule: messenger RNA, 621 nt
Organism: Angiostrongylus costaricensis
Lineage: Eukaryota; Metazoa; Nematoda; Chromadorea; Rhabditida; Metastrongylidae
Source: the annotation of a GenBank genome assembly
AUGACAACAUUGGCAAUCGGUUACCUUCGACAUGUCGUAUGUUCUCGUCUGACGACCGCUGAAGCGUUUAGGCUGAAUAUCGCCGAGCAGCUUCUCAAAGACAGUGAAAUUAUUCUCUGCGACGACAUCGCCAAACAAAUGGACGUCUACGAGGUGGCCUUUGUGGUUGAUUUCUUGCGGGAUUGGGCAAUAAAGCUCAACAGAGUCGUCAUAAUGGCUAUUACUCCAUCGUCCUUCGAUAUGUUGCUCAUGUUUUCCAAAUGUGCGCUUCUAACAGCUGGUCGCAUUGUUUAUUUCGAGUCUGCAACAAAAAUCACGCAGUAUUUCGAGUCAAUCGGCUUCCCUUGCCCGAAGUUCAAGAAUCCGUGCGAAUUUUACGGUAAGCUGUGUGUCACAAUGAAGUUCUGUUUAAUGGGAACAAGAGAAAGAAAAGUCGGACUAGCUCUUCUUCGAAAAAUUUGCGUAAUAGGAAAAGCUAUGAGCUGCAGUCCAGACGUAGUCACUGGAACCACCGCAUUCCUUAGUUUCCCACUAUCUUCGAAAAUAUCACCGUUAAUACAAAUCUCAAAGUCAGUUUUUCUCAAUUUUCAGUUUUCAAUCAAUUUUCAAAUUUUUCUGUGA